AUGGCACCGACGAAGUAUGUUGAUCGCCCUGUGCCGACAAUCUCCCUCCGCGACUUCGACGCGCGCAUCGAUGUGAUUACACAGGAACUCGUCGAUGCUGCAGAGAACCACGGCUUCUUCUGCAUCGUGGACCACGGCAUAACACGUGACGCUGUCGACGGCAUCUUCAAUCAGUCAGCGCGUUUCUUCAAUCAGCCCGAUCCCGUGAAAUCGCAAGUGCCAUUCUCCCCUCAACACAACGCCGGAUGGGAGAAGAAUGCUCAAAUCCGGCCAUCUACUGGUGCAGUCGACCGCAAAGAGUCUUAUCAAAUGCAAUUUGGCGAAGGAAUGAACGGUCGAUGGCUGAGUGAUCAGACCCUUCCGGGGUUCCGAGCAGAGGCUUUGGGGUUCAUGCACAGAGUACAGGCAGUUAGCGAGAGGCUCAUGAGGUGCUUGGCGCGAGGGUUGAACUUCGAGGAAGAUUACUUCGUCAAAGCUCACGACGUCAGCCGACCAGAAUCUCAGACUGUCUGCCGAUUACUACAUUACUUUGAGACUCCACAAGUGCCAAAUCCAACAGGAGAGGUGCAUCAUCGAGCGGGCGCACACGCCGACUGGGACUUCUUGACUCUGCUGUUCCAGAAAGCAGGGCAGUCUGGUCUUGAGAUAUGUCCGGGGCGGGAAGUAUCCACUUCGUUCGGGUACGGGGAUGCGUGGACCAAGGUUGAGCCGGACGCCGACAAGAACGCAAUCGUCUGCAAUGUCGGCGACCUCCUUAUGUCGUGGUCUGACGACCGCUUCAAGUCGACAUUCCAUCGUGUCAAGGCUCCAUGUGAGCCUGAUGACUUCUACGGCGAGCGCUACAGCAUCGCCUUCUUCAACCAGCCGUGCAAAGAUGCCAAGAUCCAGGGUCCACUGAAGAAGUAUCCAAUGGUGACGGGUGAGGAGUUCACUAGGAAUGCCAUGAGCCGAAAUUAUCAGGCUAUACAAGAUAAGUUGAGGAAAGAGAAGGAGCCGGCGGUAACGGUUGUCGAGGUCGAUGUGAUGGCAGCUCCGGCUAGUGCUACCGCGUGA
Alternaria ventricosa is the source of this 1053-nucleotide messenger RNA. RefSeq lists its product as uncharacterized. Bases 1 to 1053 code for a protein of 350 amino acids. The record is from RefSeq and is a predicted model, not a curated record. The transcript is spliced from 3 exons. Lineage: Eukaryota; Fungi; Ascomycota; Dothideomycetes; Pleosporales; Pleosporaceae. Gene Ontology annotation, molecular function: dioxygenase activity.